Messenger RNA from Macadamia integrifolia, 876 nucleotides. RefSeq lists its product as uncharacterized. The record is from RefSeq and is a predicted model, not a curated record. Bases 239 to 811 code for a protein of 190 amino acids. The transcript has 2 exons. Lineage: Eukaryota; Viridiplantae; Streptophyta; Magnoliopsida; Proteales; Proteaceae.
UCAAGUCUCCUCCAAAACACGCUAUCCCUUGCCUUUGGCAUCACCCCCAACAAUAGUAUCUGAAUCACAACUAUGUCGUGCAUUUGGCAGUUACACGCCCCACCUUUCCUCAACCAAGCCAACCCUUUGCCCUCAUAACAAUCCUCCUUUCCCAUCUAUUCAUAUAAAGUAGGGUUGGACUAAGUCUCUCCUCCUCGUCUCUGGACUUAUACGUAGCUGGAGAUAAAUAAAAGCACGUAUGUUUUCGACAAUGCGGAUGCUCUCUGAGGUGUUAGUACUGAUGUUCUUAGCCAUGUUCUCUAAGGCUAGCGGCAGCGGCGGUGGUAUCGGCCAAACGAAUAAACCGCCGUGUUCAAGGGGUAGCCAAGUGAGCUACUGCUUGAGCUGGAGGGUUGCGGUGGAGGCGAACAAUGUGCUUCCUUGGCCAACGGUCCCUCCUCAGUGCAUGAGCUACGUAGAAAAUUACAUGCUUGGUGGGCAGUAUGAAAGGGACCUGGACGUGAUUAUGGAGCAGAACUCCACCUACCUUGAUGGUAUAGUGCUGUCUCACGACGGCAUGGAUGCUUGGAUCCUUGAUAUUGAUGAUACUUGCCUUUCCAAUCUCCCUUACUACAGAGACAACAAGCGCUUUGGGAGUGAAGCUUACAAGGGGAAAAGCUCAGUGGUGUUCAAGUCAGAAGUUCGUAAGGAAAUAGAGGGAAAAGGUUACAGGAUUUGGGGAAACCUUGGAGAUCAGUGGAGCGACCUCUUAGGGGAUUGUAUUGGCUCGCGCACUUUUAAGCUUCCUAAUCCCAUGUAUUUCGUUCCCUAACAAAUGUUGCAACAAAGGAAAUAUUAUAAUCUUACAGGGAUUCCAAUGUUUAAUUAGAUGCAAAA